ACAUCCUCUUUAAGCAGCCUAAUUUGAUCUUUCGGAACCUUCCUCCGCCAGCAUAGUGUCCCUCGUCUCUCCGCCUUUUGCAUCCUUUUGAAUAAAAUCCUCCUUUUCUUGAGCAGGACAGUAACAAGGAGCCAACAUGUCCUCUGAGGAGGAGACUUCCUCAUCUCCUCGUCCUUCACCUUCAUCUCACUUCAUCGGGAAGAGGGACGACAUCAUCAGACGCGGCCGUGUGACCAAGCUAGUGAACGGGUGCCGAGACGUGCUGGUCAUCCACCACCAGGGGGAGUUCCACGCCAUGGACAUGCGUUGUUACCAUGCAGGUGGUGCAUUAGUGCAUGGAGACAUCGAGGAGUUCAACGGCCGGGCGUGUAUCGUAUGUCCGUGGCACAAGUACAAGAUAACGCUGGCGGAAGGCGAAGGGCUGUAUCAGGCCGUGGACAACCCCACGGUCAAACCUCUGAGGACACGCUGGCGCUCCAAAGGCGUCAAGCAGAGGGUCCAUGAGGUCACAUUGGUGGACAAGGACGUGUACGUCACGCUGAACGACUCCCAGGAGGCCGUGGAGUCGGAUUACUACCAGACGGAGCGAUACAGGACUAACUUAUGCAAGGUUCAGGCCAAAAAAGUCCACUGACGGACAAUGUGUCUUGGAUGUGUCACUUACAGUGUUGGGACUAACACUGUAAGCUGUAACGCCGUUAUUUUCGGCGGUAACAUGUAGUCUAACGCGUUAUUUUUUAUAUUCAGUAACUCAGUUACCGUUACUACAUGAUGCGUUACUGCGUUAUUUUUUAUGUAGUAUCGGCUAGAAACUGAGAAGAUGUGAGUGUGUUUUAUUGGAGCGCUGCAGAAGAGGUGACAAGGAAGAGGCUGUAUGUGUGUGUGUGGGAGGGGGCGUGUCUGUGUUUACUAACAAGACAUGACGUAGCCCAAAGCCGAGUUUCUUAACAUGGAGAUAUUCUCACUACUUUUCUUUUGUCCACCACCAAGAAAAGAACAUCUUAAUUAAAUGUAAGUUGUGUCUUGAAUCAAAGAUCCUAUCCUAGCAAUUCAAAUCUGCCGAAACAGCUACAAAAGCAACACGCUUCGACGAAGCUAGUAAAGAGAGACACACUUCACCUCAUAAGCAACAGCGGCUGGAUUUUAACGAGGCACUCCGCACUGAAGGUACACAUUCUGUCAAUUGUCUUAUAUGCUCUUUCAUUCUAGACUUGUAGAGUGUUCGAUUAUCACAUCACUCUAAAUGUAUAGACUAUAAAGUUCACAAACAUAAAGAGGGAUGCUAGUGGGCCAGGCCAAUAUUUCCUUAUCUCUAAACUAAAACUGGGGAAAUGUGUAGUGUCCUGGGCUUCAGACGUGAUUUUAUUUCAGAAUUCCUUGAAACCAACAACAUUAUGGUUUGAACAUUUUCAGAACGUGCGUGUUCUAUUUUUAAACAAAGAAAACAAUCUGGUCUUUAUUUUUAAGUUAUCUUUAUUUUUUAUAUACA
Molecule: messenger RNA, 1489 nt
Organism: Nerophis lumbriciformis (worm pipefish)
Lineage: Eukaryota; Metazoa; Chordata; Actinopteri; Syngnathiformes; Syngnathidae
Product: Rieske domain-containing protein
Molecular function (GO): 2 iron, 2 sulfur cluster binding
Source: RefSeq, a predicted model, not a curated record